Molecule: messenger RNA, 1689 nt
Organism: Entamoeba nuttalli P19
Lineage: Eukaryota; Evosea; Mastigamoebida; Endamoebidae
Product: protein kinase domain containing protein
Exons: 2
Coding region: 1-1689 (562 amino acids)
Biological process (GO): autophagy; peptidyl-serine phosphorylation
Cellular component (GO): cytoplasm
Molecular function (GO): protein serine/threonine kinase activity; ATP binding
Source: RefSeq, a predicted model, not a curated record
AUGGAGGUAGGUGCUCCAUUGGAAGUAAAAUAUGAACGUGACAGAUUGUUAUAUACAGUUUAUGGAUAUUGGGACCCAAUUGAAAUAGCAAAAAUUAUAAGUGUAGUGGAAAGAAUUAAUUCUCCAUAUCUCCUUCAAUAUAGAAAUUGGAGAUACCAACAACCAGACUAUGUUGAUACAAAUUUCUUUUCAAGAAAACAACCAAAAGGUAUUUUAACUUUUGAAUCAGAUUUAAUUCCAUUUACCUUGGAGCAAUUUCUUCAAAAUGAACCCAAUCAUACUUUGAAUGGAGAUAAAGCUAUGUCUGUAAUUUCACAAGUAUGGAUGGCAUUAAAUUCAAUAAGAAAUUUUUCUGAUUAUAUUAAAGUCUAUUCAUUACAUCCGUCUAAUAUUGCUAUGUCAGUUAUACCUGGAACUAAUCCAAAAACAUAUCAAAUUCAAUUAAUGAAUUAUAUUCCAUUAAUUUUUAUUCAAACAUUUUCUACAGAACAAAAGAUGUUUAUUUCACCAAGUCAAUUAAAACUUUUGGCUAAAGAUAAAAGAGGUACUGAUUGUAAAGCUGAUCUUUUUACAUUUGCAUUACUUAUAACAAAAAUAUGGACUGGUAAAUUACCAUAUUCACCAAAUGUUACAUUAAAAUCAUUAAUAGAAAAUUGUGUUGAACAGUAUAUUGAUACUUCAUUAUUUAAAAAUCCAUUAGUUAAAACAUUAGUUGAAAUGAUUUUAUUAAAAAAUGUAAAUUGGGAUUAUACUUAUGAAGAUAAAUAUUUAAAACUUGCUCGUAAAGCAACAUUUUUAGAAUUUAGAAGUAAACCUGAAGACUUUGAAAUUAUUGAAGAUAUUGGUCAAGGAACAUCUGCUAUUGUUUAUCAAGCAAUUCAAAAAACAAAAAGAGGAGAGCGUGUUGUUGCAAUUAAAGAAAUGACAAUAAAUGAUGGUGAAAGGGAGUAUAUUCAAAAUGAAGUUGAUAUUAUGGCAUUAUGUCAACAUCCUAAUGUCAUUCAAAUGUAUGAUUCAUUUAUUCAUUCAAAAAGUUUUAGAGGGUUACAACAAGGAAGUUAUGCAGAAAUUAUUAUAGAAUUUUGUGAUGGAGGAACAUUACAAAGUUUUUUUGAGAAAAAUUAUCCAAUUGAACCAUUUCCAGAUUAUUUAAUGACACAUACAUUAUCAGAAAUAUUAAAGGGAUUAUGGUAUCUUCAUAGUGAACAUCAUAUUGUUCAUCGUGACUUAAAACCAGAAAAUAUUUUAUUAAAAGUUAAUCCAAAUAAUCCUCAUGUACCUUUCAUUAAAAUCGCUGAUUUUGGAUUAUCUAAAAUUGUUGAAAAUCAUCAAAUGAUGCAAAGCUAUGUUGGAACUCCGGUUUUUAUGGCACCUGAAGUAUUUAAAAGAAUUCAAUAUAAUUAUAAAUGUGAUUUAUGGUCAUUGGGAGGAUUACUUUAUUUCUUACGUACUCACACCUAUCCACUUAGUGCUAAUAGGCAAAGAUUUAUGGAAAAUAUGCAACACGAUGUUGUACCAAUAUAUGAAUAUAAUGUAUGGAAAACAAUUCCAGGCAUUAAACGAAUUGUAGAAAAUCUUAUUGUCUAUAAUCAAAGAAAAAGGUAUAGUUGGCAAGCUAUUCAUAAUGACCCAUAUGUGAAACAAAUUCUUGAAGAGGACAAUGUUGUUAGAGAUUAUUCAAAGUUAUAA